AUGUCUUCCAACGACGAGUUCAGGAGACGUAGGUUGCUACGGAAAUUGGAAGAACUCGAGCGUACAAACCCUACAGAUAUACCAACCACAUCAUUUUUACCGACCCCAACCCCAUCCACAUCAUCGCCUUUGAACUCUCAAAUCCAAUCACAGACUCAAAAGAGGAAACAAACUCCUAACGUACGUCGAAUACUUUAUGGGAAGAAGAAUUUGAAAGAUUGGUUAUCUGAAUUGCCUUCCUCCACCUCUCCAUAUUCAUCAGCCACCUCACCACCUCCCCUCACCCCACCGAGAACUCUCUGUUCGUCUUGCGGUUAUAUCGGUUCUUAUCGAUGUAUCCGUUGUGGGGAAUGGAGUUGCGACCGAACUUGUUUGGAGGUACAUGCUCGUGAUGGGGGUUGUGGAGUGGGAGGAUGA
Molecule: messenger RNA, 417 nt
Organism: Tremella mesenterica DSM 1558
Lineage: Eukaryota; Fungi; Basidiomycota; Tremellomycetes; Tremellales; Tremellaceae
Exons: 3
Coding region: 1-417 (138 amino acids)
Biological process (GO): chromatin remodeling
Cellular component (GO): Swr1 complex
Molecular function (GO): nucleosome binding
Source: RefSeq, a predicted model, not a curated record